AAAGCAGGCGACAACACCAACCGCCGCCUGUCGGCGCGUCCUGAAACUAAAAUCCAACAUGUCGCUGUUCUAGGCCGCGUCCACGGCGAUUUAUGUGACAGCGUCGAACCUCUCUGACGGCAGUAAAUCAUGAAGAACGUUCUGAUGGUGGCCGAAAAGCCGGCGCUGGCCCAGUCUCUAGCGGCCAUCCUUUCCAACGGCACCAUGAAGUCUAGAAAGGGCAUCAGCAGCGCAUGCACCGUCUACGAGUACAUGGGCAAGUUCAAAAACGAACCGGCGAGGUUCAAGAUGACCUCGGUCUGCGGGCAUGUGAUGACCACCGACUUCACCGGUAAAUACAACAGCUGGGACAGAGUCGAUCCCGCCGAGCUGUUCAGCGCUCCCACCGAAAAGAAGGAAGCCAACCCCAAGUUGCAGCUUCCGAGGUUCCUGGAAAAAGAGGGUCAAGGCUGUGACUACCUUGUUCUCUGGCUAGACUGUGACAAGGAAGGUGAAAAUAUCUGUUUCGAAGUCAUCAACAUUGUCAAGCCCGUACUGAAGAGGCCAGCGACCUAUGGUCAACAGUUCAUCUUCCGUGCCAAGUUCAGUGCCAUCACGGACAAAGACAUCAAGGCUGCCAUGAACAUGCUGGUGGAGCCCAACGAGAACGAAGCGCGCUCGGUUGACGCAAGGCAGGAGCUGGAUCUCCGCAUUGGUUGUGCUUUUACCCGCUUCCAGACCAAGUACUUCCAGGGCAAGUACGGCAACCUGGACAGUUCGUUCAUCUCGUUCGGGCCCUGCCAGACCCCGACCCUUGGCUUCUGCGUGGAUCGCCACGACAAGAUCCAGUCGUUCAAGCCGGAGGCCUACUGGGUGCUGCAAGUGCAGGUCAAGGUGUCCAAUGAGCAGACGUUCACCCUCGACUGGGAGCGCGGCCGCAUCUUCGACCGAGAGGUGGCCAUGGUCUUCCUGACGCAGAUCUCAAACUGCAAAGAGGCUCUGAUCACGGACGUGACGCAAAAGGAGAAGAGCAAGCCGCGGCCCGUGGCCCUCAACACAGUGGAGCUGAUGCGCAUUGCCAGCUCGGGGCUGGGCAUGGGUCCGCACCACGCCAUGCAGGUGGCCGAGAGGCUCUACAUCCAGGGCUACAUCAGCUACCCCCGUACGGAGACCACCAGCUACCCGGAGAACUUCGACCUCAGAGGAACACUCCACCAAAUUCAGAGAGUUCCCGACCUGAGUGCGGAUGUCCAAGAGCUGCUAUCGAAAGGAAUCAACCGCCCCAAGAAGGGCCACGACGCCGGUGAUCACCCUCCAAUCACUCCAACCAAGGACGCCUCCAGGGGUGAAUUGGACGGUGAUGCGUGGAGGCUGUACGAUUACAUUGCCAGGCAUUUCGUCGCUACGCUGAGCGAAGACAUGAAGUACCUCCAGACGACGGCGUCGUUCACGGUCGGCGAGGAGCGCUUCUCGCUGACCGGCAAGAGCGUCAUCAAUCCGGGCUUCACCAAGUUCAUGUCUUGGCACGCCGUCACUCCGGAGGAAGCCCUGCCGCAGCUCAAGGCGGGAACCACCUGCCCCGUCGUUCAGAUGAAGCUGUCCGAGCAGAAGACAAGCCCGCCGGGCUACCUGACGGAGUCGGAGCUGAUCUCCCUGAUGGACAAGCACGGCAUAGGCACCGACGCGUCAAUCCCCGUGCACAUCAACAACGUGUGCCAGCGGAACUACGUCACGGUUGAUUCCGGCCGCAGACUCAUCCCGACCAACCUCGGAAUUGUUCUCGUUCACGGGUACCAGAAGAUUGACACGGACCUGAUCCUGCCGACGAUGAGGGCGGCCGUGGAACAGCAGCUGAACCUGAUUGCCGUGGGCAAGGCAGACUAUGAUGCCGUGCUCAGCCAUACGCUGACCGUGUUCCAGCUCAAGUUCUGCUACUUUGUCACCAGCAUCCUGCAGAUGGACGAACUCUUUGAGGUCACCUUCACCCCGCUCUCCGAGAGCGGCAGACCUCUGUCCAGGUGUGGCAAGUGCCGCCGCUACCUCAAGCUGGUGGCAAGCAAGCCGAGCCGACUGCACUGCGUCCAGUGCAACGACACCCACAGCAUCCCGCAGAAUGGCAGCGUCCGCACCUUCCGCGAGCUCAAGUGCCCCCUGGACGACUUUGAGCUGCUCCAGUGGUACGGCGGCACCAAGGGAAAGAGCUUCAUCUUCUGCCCGUACUGCUACAACCACCCGCCGUUCAGGGACACGGGCCACCAGAUUGGCUGCAACUCGUGCACCCACCCCACCUGCCCCCACUCCAUGAUGGCCAACGGAAUCUCCGUCUGCCCCGAGUGCACCUCGGGUGUGCUCGUGCUCGACCCCGCCUCUGCACCCAAGUGGAAGAUCGGCUGCAACAGGUGCGAUGUCAUCGUUCAGCUCUGCGAAGAUGCACGGAAGGUCAGCGUAGAAGACGAACAAUGCGAAGAGUGUGGCAGCCAAGUGAUUAGCGUUGAGUACAAGCUUGAGAAGACCAAGCUGCCGGGGGCGCAGACAGAGGCGGCGGGCUGCAUCUUCUGCGACGUCACGCUGUCGUGCCUGGUCGAGCGCCACCAGGCCCUGCGGCCGAGGAACAACUACCGGCGGACGGGCGGUGCGGGGGGUCCUGGUGGUGCCAGGGGGAGGGGCCGGGGACGGCGCAGGGGGAAACCCAAGGACAAGAUGGCACAGCUGGCAGCCUACUUUGUUUGAUGUGCCCUCCUCGCCCUCGCUUUCGGGCACCCCGGACGACGUCGACGUACCUCGGGGCUGUGACGGAUCCAGCCGCCAAGCCUGUCCGCGAUUACAAAGAGCUCGUAACAAGAACCGAAACCAUAAAUUAAUUGCCGGGCGCACGUUCGCCCACUCGUCGGAACCCUGUGUCGUCUCACCUAGUAAUUUAUGCAGUCUCGAAACAAUAAACCUGUUGUACACAA
Ixodes scapularis (black-legged tick) is the source of this 2933-nucleotide messenger RNA. RefSeq names its product DNA topoisomerase 3-beta-1 (gene Top3beta). The transcript has 17 exons. Gene Ontology annotation, cellular component: nucleus. Gene Ontology annotation, molecular function: DNA topoisomerase type I (single strand cut, ATP-independent) activity; DNA binding. Lineage: Eukaryota; Metazoa; Arthropoda; Arachnida; Ixodida; Ixodidae. The record is from RefSeq and is a predicted model, not a curated record. Bases 130 to 2709 code for a protein of 859 amino acids. Gene Ontology annotation, biological process: DNA topological change.